UUCCUCAAAACGCUCACUUGAUUCCCGUUCCUGAGGCACAAAAAUCGAUCGAACCGAUUUUGGGUGGCUCAAAGUGCGUUUCAAGUGCAAAAUUCUCCCCUAAUUGCAGUCCCGCUACAACGAUGGGUGCUUCUGCGCUGCCAAUCAUUAUUUUCUCUGCCAUAUUCGGUGUGGUCGGAAUUGUACUGCCAAUUGUCGCACCGAAAGGCCCUAACCGCGGGAUUGUCCAGUGCGUUCUGAUACUGACGGCAGCAACUUGCUGGUUGUUCUGGUUGUGUUGCUACAUGGCGCAGAUGAACCCACUGAUUGGCCCGAAACUGCACCAAAAUACGAUUCUGAUCAUGGCUCGUGAAUGGGGCAACCCACUUCCCGACAUGGAUGGGUACAAACCCGAACACGUCGAAACCUAAGCUGAUCAGGUGGUGAUGUGCAAGUUCAGACACGCACGCACACACGAUGGCCACAUUCCCAACUAUAGACUACGGCCAGCAUCGUCCAUUGUUUUCAUCUUUUAUCACAUCGCGCAGUUUCCCCCAAGUACCACCGCUUCCACGAACGAAAAUUUGUGCAAAUCCUUCCGAAAUGAUGGAUUAAAUGUGCUCAAAAUAUGAAGGUCGCCUGUGCACUCCAAGGUGGCAUGAAGAUAAGAUCCACCGUUUCUUUUUCCCUUCUCCAAUUUCUACGCCGAAACCGUCAUAAAACUGCGCUGAUCGACUUACCGGAAGUGUAUUGUUUAAUUGUCUGUUGUUAUGGUUGGUCCUAAAUGAUGUAUUAUACAAAAUAAAGUAGCCUGCGUGCCCCAACAUAAUGGAGUUUAUGGAGGGA
This is a messenger RNA of Anopheles cruzii, 825 nucleotides long. RefSeq names its product V-type proton ATPase subunit e 2-like. Bases 123 to 410 code for a protein of 95 amino acids. NCBI's taxonomy places the organism in Eukaryota, Metazoa, Arthropoda, Insecta, Diptera, Culicidae. Gene Ontology annotation, biological process: proton transmembrane transport. Gene Ontology annotation, molecular function: proton-transporting ATPase activity, rotational mechanism. The transcript has 3 exons. Gene Ontology annotation, cellular component: proton-transporting V-type ATPase, V0 domain; plasma membrane proton-transporting V-type ATPase complex. The record is from RefSeq and is a predicted model, not a curated record.